UUUUGCUCCACCGCAUCACAUGAUACUGAUAAAACAUGGCUUCUGUUCAAUGGCACUCUCGCUGUCGUAAAUAUGAAUAUGAGAAGCAGAUGUGUCGUCUGGAGGCUUCACCUUUGGACAUCAGUGACUACCAUCCACUCAAAGCCAUCACGGUGACCGAUUCAAAAUCUCGGCGUAGUGUACGGAAAGGCAGCACAUCAUCAACCUCGUCGUCCUCCAGCUCCGUGGCUCUAGAUCCGCUCAGCUCUUUGCUGGAUGGGACCGACCCACUGUCCCUCUUUGCUGCGGCGUCUGAGGUCCCAACCAUCAUCUCACACAGCGUCUCUGCUGGGGAGUUGGGCAGAAAACGUCAAGAUAAAGAGGAGGAGGAGGUGGGCUCGGACUUUGAGCCGUGGUCAUGCAAGCGUGGAGAGAUCCUGUCCAGAUUCACCACCACAGAGAAGCUCUCGAUCAACCUCUUCAUGGGCUCAGACAAGAGUAAAGCAUCCAGCCCGAGCUCAGCCGUGUCAGAGAAGGUGCGAACACGUCUGGAGGAGCUGGAUGAUCUGGAGGAGGGCUCUCAGAGGGAGCUGCUGAAUCUGUCCCAGCAGGACUAUGUGAACCGCAUUGAAGAACUCAAUCAGUCUCUGAAAGAGGCCUGGGGUUCAGACCAGAAGGUCAAAGCCCUGAAAAUUGUCAUCCAGUGCUCUAAGCUGCUGUCCGAUACGUCAGUCAUUCAGUUUUAUCCCAGCAAGUUUGUCCUCAUCACAGAUAUCCUGGACACAUUUGGUGGUCUGGUGUAUGACCGGAUCUGGUCCAUGUGUGCUGAGCAUCAUCCUCUACCAGACUCAUUUAGUGCGGAUGAUGUGAACGACACGGCUAAAGAAACAUGUCUCAACUGGUUCUUUAAGAUCGCCUCCAUCAGAGAGCUCAUCUCUCGACUAUAUGUUGAAGCUGCUCUUUUAAAGUGCAACCGCUUUUUAACCAAAACGGGGAUUCAGGAGACACUGCAGAGAUUAACAGCGAUGAUCAGAGGGAUAGGAGAUCCGCUGGUGGCCGUAUAUGCACGAGCGUACUUAUGCAGGGUGGGGAUGGAGGUUGCUCCGCACCUGAAGGACAGUCUGAAUAAGAACUUCUUCGACCUGCUGGCCUCCUUCCGUCAAAUUCAUGGCGACAGUGUUCAGAAUCAACUGGCCCUGCAGCGGGUGGAGAUUCCCGUCUAUCUGACGCUCUAUUCUCCUGCCAUACACUGGAUCCUGCAGUGUGUGGCGUACAGAGCACCAGAGGUUCUAUUGACAGAGAUGAUGGAGAGAUGCAAGAAGUUAGGCAACAACGCUCUUCUGCUGAACUCUGUCAUGUGGGCGUUUCGGGCUGAAUUUGUGGCUACUAGAGCGACAGACUUCAUCGGCAUGAUCAAGGACUGUGAUGAAGCAGGAUUUCCCAAGCAUCUGUUGUUUGCGUCUCUUGGCCGCAGUGUGUCCUGUGCCGAUCCUCCAGAGAGCGAGAGACUCUCUGUGCUCAAUGAAGCCUGGAAGGUCAUAACUAAAGUGCGCAGUCCACGGGAUUAUAUGAGCUGUGCAGAGAUCUGGGUGGAGUUCACCUGCCGUAACUUCUCUAAACGGGAGGUGAACACGGUUCUCGCUGACAUCAUCAAGCACAUGACUCCAGACAGAGCUUUCGAGGACGCUUAUCCACAGCUGGAGUCGGUGAUAAAGAAGAUCGUCACAUACUUUCAUGAUUUCUCUGUGCUCUUCUCUAUGGAGAAGUUCUUGCCCUUUCUGGACAUGUUUCAGAAGGACAGUGUCAGGGUGGAGGUGUGUAAAUGCAUCAUGGAAGUCUUCAUCAAACACCAGCAGGAGCCGACGAGAGACCCCGUCAUACUCAACGCUCUGCUGCACAUCUGUAAGACCAUGCACGACUCGGUCAACGCUUUGACUCUAGAUGAUGAGAAGAGAGCUCUGGCUCUGCUCAUCAAUGGAUUUAUACGGAUGGUGUCAUUCGGGAGAGAUUUUGAGCAGCAGCUGAGUUUCUGCGUGGAAGCCCGUGCGACCUUCUGUAACCUUGAGCCUGUCAUCGUUCAUCUGAUCCAUAGUGUCAAUCAGUUAGCCAUGGAUACCAACCGUGUGAUGAAGGGAAGUCACUCCCGUAAGACAGCUGCUUUUGUCAGGGCAUGUGCUGCGUACAGUUUCAUCACGAUUCCCUCGCUUACGAGCAUCUUCAGCCGCCUGAAUCUCUAUCUGCUCUCAGGGCAGGUAACGCUGGCCAACCAAUGUCUGUCUCAGGCUGAUGCUUUUCUAAAAGCAGCCGUCAGUAUUUUGCCAGAGGUGCCUCGUACCAUCAGUAUUGAGGGUAAACAGCGUUCAUCCGAGCCCUUUCUGCUCGACUUCAUCAACAACUUUCUCUCCAUGCUCCUGGUGGUGCCGGAUCACCCCGAGCAGGGUGUGUUGUAUCUGGUGCGAGGACUGUUGAACAUGGUGCAGGAUUACACCUGGGAGGACAACAGCGACGCUAAAGUCCGUGUCUACAUCAGCGCUCUGCCGUUAUUAGCGGCCAUGAGCCAAGAAAACUACCUUUACACCAUUCCUAAAGUGGAUUCAAAUGAAACGCUCUAUGGAGGAGAUCCUAAGUUUAUAGCAGAGAUCAACAAGUUGUGUGAGACUCUGAUCGGUCAGGUUCUGGAUCAUUUAAAGGGUCUGGGGCGAGAUGAUGGGGUGCGCAGGCAGGGUGGUCUGGCAUUCUCUCUUUUUGGCUGUCUGUUGGCUCACGGUGAUGUACGCAAUAACAAACUCAAUCAGUUAGCCGCCAACCUCUGGAAUCUGAGUCACAAGCACGGCUUCUGUGACACACGCACUUCGGUUCGGACACUGGAGCACAUCAGACAGCAGGCUCAGCAGUCCGAAAUGAGUCAUCUCUCUGAUCUGACCACACGUCUGUCACUGCAGGCCGUAGCUUAAGACACUGAGACGCAGAACACAUCAGACUUUAUACCACAUCAGGAAGAUGUCAUGAGCAGGUGCUCUAUGGUUGAAGACCGUUCAGACAUUUCACGUUCAGAAAUUGAAAUGUUUUUUGAAGUGGUGCUUUACGGUCCGGAUAUACUGCCGUUUGACACUGUGUAAUGCACAGAAUGCACCAUUAAAGUGUUUUGACAAUAAUAGAAUAGAUUAUUGAUCGAAAUAAUACAUUCAUUCAGUACUAACCUUCUGAUAAUUAUGCUACAAUGUCAGUUUGCACUUCUUUUGUACCGUUGGUGUCUGUGUAUAGGUGUUAUAUAAAACACUCUGAUUAUAAGACCGACAACAGACUGGGUUCAGUUUUUUUUCUACUUGUAGCCCAGAAAGACUGUUAGAAAACAUACAACUAUGAGGAGUGGGGAAAAUAUCUUUACAUUCCUUAUUACAAGAGUUUGAUGCAAUGUUUUAGAAAAAAAGUCUGAUCAAAUCAGAGCCACAAAUACUAUUCAUGUUAUUAGUUUUAUUAUAUAAUAUCUUUCUAAAUUUCCUUUCUUUGAUCUAAAUGUUGAAGCCAUCAGAUAAUUUUCAAAUGCUAAACAGCACUUUGUAUUGUGUAGAAAACACACUGUUAUUUUUUGGGGAACUACCCCUUUAACUUUUUGUCAUUACUUGUCAUCACCCUGUAUGACUUUCUCUUUUGUGAAACACAAAAUAUAGUUUGAGAAAUGUCUCAAAUUUUGUGUUCAUACAACGGAAUUCAACGAGGGCCAGGGUUUGGUUACCAACACUCUUUAAAAUAUCUUUUGUGUGCUGCAGAAGUUAUACAGGUUUGGAAUGACAGAAAGAGUGACGUACGUUAUCAAAGAUCUUUGUGUGGGGUGUGAACUAUUAUUUCAAUGGCAGUGCAAUUAAGUUUAUAAACACCUGUCUCUGUCAACCUCAAAUGCCAAUGUUUCCAUUUAAAAAAAAAAAAAUGUCAAUUUAGAUAUUCAACUUUUAGGUAAAAUAAAUUUGUGACACACCAAAUACAUUUCAUGUUGUUCAAUUACCAGUAUAUAAAACCAUGUAUAUGACCUGACUAAUAAUGAACAAUGAAUUAUUAAAUCAAUCAUUCUUAAAAUAUCAA
Messenger RNA from Triplophysa dalaica, 4059 nucleotides. It is a transcript of the gene vps35l, whose product is annotated as VPS35 endosomal protein sorting factor like. Gene Ontology annotation, biological process: endocytic recycling. Bases 36 to 2933 code for a protein of 965 amino acids. Gene Ontology annotation, cellular component: endosome. Lineage: Eukaryota; Metazoa; Chordata; Actinopteri; Cypriniformes; Nemacheilidae. The transcript has 30 exons. The record is from RefSeq and is a predicted model, not a curated record.